UCAGCUUCAUUAUUAGCCAUGGGCCUACGAAUCAGCGAUACGAUCAGGCAGGAUCAUCAGCAAAUCAUAGCAUGCUACCAUCGCCUCAUUGACUCGACCGAUCACGACGAGCAGACCAGGUUUCAGAACCUGUUCACCUGGGAAUUGGCGCGUCACUCCAUUGGAGAGGAACUGGUGGUUUAUCCAGCCUUUGAAAAACAUAUCGAAAAUGGCGUUUCGCUAGCUGAUAAAGAUCGCGGAGAGCAUCAGGGUAUUAAAGAACAACUAAAAAAGUUUCAGAACAUGCACCCGUCCAAUCCGCAAUUCAUUCCCACAAUCAAAACCCUUAUGGAACAUCUAUCGCAGCAUAUCAAAGAGGAGGAGACCAUUGACCUGGUGAAACUCGAGGGCGUCAUAUCUGCAGAGGAGAGCCAAAGUCUGUCCAAGAGUUUUGACAGGACUAAAAUCUUUGUUCCUUCGCGCUCACAUCCCAUAGCACCGAAUAAGCCACCGUUUGAGACGGCUGUUAGCCUAAUGAUGGCGCCCAUUGAUCAGCUGGCUGAUCUGUUCCGCAAGUGGCCGCAUCGUGACCAGGUUGCCAAAUAG
Messenger RNA from Talaromyces proteolyticus, 585 nucleotides. RefSeq names its product HHE domain protein. Lineage: Eukaryota; Fungi; Ascomycota; Eurotiomycetes; Eurotiales; Trichocomaceae. The transcript has 2 exons. The annotation marks the transcript as partial. The record is from RefSeq and is a predicted model, not a curated record.